Messenger RNA from Hydractinia symbiolongicarpus, 2902 nucleotides. RefSeq lists its product as uncharacterized. The transcript is spliced from 2 exons. Lineage: Eukaryota; Metazoa; Cnidaria; Hydrozoa; Anthoathecata; Hydractiniidae. The coding region runs from base 1674 to 2348 and encodes 224 amino acids. The record is from RefSeq and is a predicted model, not a curated record.
UCCGUUGCACGUCUGACCUGAAUAAGAAUUGCAGUCAUCCGGAGUCGAACAGGGAGAGAGGCAGUUUGUAAAAGUUCGCAGCAUACAACUAGCUUGAUCAUAACAAAAGUAAAAUGAUUCAUUUAUUGAGACAAGCACUUUUAAGACCCAGAAUUAUGAACGUUGGAUCCAAAAGACUAAUGGCAAACGAUGCAGGCGAAAAGAAAGAGAUGACUGUUCCGCAUAUGCUAGGAGCUUUGGCUGUUAUUGGGACGGCACUGCUUGGAGCACCUGUUGUUCUGAUGUACACUCGUGAGAGACCAACUACCUUCAAAUAAACGAUCCUGCAACAUCGCAUAAAAAAGACGUUUCCAUGAUUUCAAUGUAUAUUUUUAUGUUCAUCUUUGAUGUUAUAAAAAAAAUUGUAAACAAAUCAGACUUAAUUGGCUUCUCAAACAUGGCGGGUUUAAUCAAUACACUUACUAUAUCUUAGGCAAACUAAAAAAUGGAGGCCAAUCUAAAAUAAAUUGAAGAUUGGCAAGGCUGCAGGAGUAUCAGGUAUUGUUGCAGAGAUAGUAAAAGCAUCUGGAUAUAUUGUAGUUGAGCUUAAUUACUUAUCUUGCUAAUCAGAUUAUAAAGGAUGGUGCUGUUCCGAGUGAAUGGCUGUCGAGUGUAAUAGUGAAUUGUUUCGAGGGCAAGGGUGAUGCAUUAGAAAGAUGUAACUAUGGAGUUUUGAAUUUGGUUGAUCAAGUAAUGAAAGUUAUUGAAAGAGUGAUUGAUAAGUUACUUAGAGAAAGAAUUGAUAUGGAUAAGAUGCAAUUUGGUUUUGUUCCAGUGCGUGGCACUACAGAUGCAAUAUUUUUACUCAGACAGCUUCAGGAAAAAUAUUUAGGAAAGAGAAGGAAUCUCUAUUUUGCUUUGUAGAUUUAGAGAAAGCCUUUGAUAGAGUACCACGUAAAGUUAUUUGGUGGGCUAUGAGAAAAUUAGGUGUGGAUUAGUGGCUAGUUACGAUGGUACAGCAAUGCUAGAAGUCGUGUCAGGAUUAACGAUUCACUUAGUGAUGAAUUUAGUGUAAAUGUUGGUGUAAAUCAGGGUUCUGUACUUAGUCCUUUGUUGUUUGUUCUAGUCUUAAAAGCGCUGUCGAUGGAGUUCAGAACAGGUUGUCCAUGGGAGUUUUUGUGUGCAGAUGAUUUGGUUCUCAUAGCAGAGUUGAUGGAAGAAUUAGUUGAAAAGUUUGAGAAGUGGAAGAAAGGACUAGAAGAGAAAGAGAUAAGGAUGAACACAGCAAAGUCUAAAGUCAUGAUUAGUAGCAUUGCAGCCAAGUGUGACCUUGUAGUUGGAACUUGUGGAGUGAGCAGGAAAGGGGUUGAUUUAGGUAGCAUUAGGUACAUAAGUGCAGUAGUAUUGGUGGAAGGUUAAGAGCUGACAUUCAGUUUGUAUGCAAGCGUUGCAAAGGUGAGAUAUAGAGAAUGAAGUAUUUCCAGCUUUAAUGAUGUACAACAGUGGCUCGUUAGAGAUAGUUGAGAACUUCUGUUACUUAGGUGAUAUGUUGGGCAGUGAAGGGAUGUUGGAAGAAGUGUUACUUGCAGGAUAGGUUCUGCCUGGAAAAAGGUUAGUUACUUCCUUUGUUUACUAGCAGAGCCUUGUCAAUUGAGGUAAAAGGUAGGUUGUAUGAGGCCUGUGUAAGAAGUGUUAUGUUGUACGAUAGUGAGACAUGGGCAGUAAAGCAGGAAGAUCUUGACCGUUUAGAAAGGAAUGAUAUGAGAAUGGUUAGGUGGAUGUGUAACGCCAGUCUGAGAGAUAGAAAGAGUUCAGAUGGUCUAAGAAGCAGGCUAAGUAUCCAUAGAAUUAAAGAUGUUAUCCAGAUAAGAAGAUUGAAUUGGCUGGAGGAUAAAAGAAUGGAGGAGGAUAAUUGGGUAAGAAAGUGUAGAGACUUGAUAGCUCCUGGGGCAAAGCCCAGAGGCAGACCGAGAAAGACUUGGCAGGAGGUUAUAAGGACAGACUUGAUACAGAGGAAGUUGAGUUUAGAUCUAUCACAGUUUAGAUCAGAUUUGAAGAGGGUCAUUACUAUACCCCGUCGAACCCAUUCUAGCAUAGAAAAGAACGUUAAGCCGAGAAUGAUGAUGAUGAUGAUGAUGAUGAUGAUGAUGAUGAUGAUGAUGAUGAUGAUGAUGAUGAUGAUGAUGAUGAUGAUGAUGAUGAUGAUGAUGAUGAUGAUGAUGAUGAUGAUGAUGAUGAUGAUGAUGAUGAUGAUGAUGAUGACGAUGAUGAUGAGCACCGAAACGGCAGUAGUCGUGUUUUCGAAUCUCAUCUUGGUAUUUAUUAUUAUUAUUAUUAUUAUUAUUAUUUUUUUUUUUAUCAUUUUUUAACUAACCGGUAAAGUAAAAGUGUUUACACCAAAGUAAAUGUAGGCAGAAUGAAGUCUCCCAAAUGCCUGGAAAGUAGUCUGCAAAAAUUUCCACAACAUUACGUUAGAAAGAAACGAAGAUUUUUAUCGACAAUCAACUUUCUGCAUUCCUCUUCUGCGCUUCACGUUCGAGGAAUUUUCCGUUCAAGAAGAUCUCACAAAUCAAUUUUGAAAGAAUAAUUGCAUGGUGCGUAGCAAAUAUUAUUGCCCAUCUGAAUAGAAAAUAUGUCGUGUCUAACUUCGUAACCAUCCCAAUCUGAUAGAUAGCCUAGUUAACUAAGCUUUCUUCUUCGAGUUGAUAAAAUGAGUUUCUCUCAAACAAAAGCUUAGACGCGAACGAAUGACUCAGCGGAAACCCCGAGUUUAAAUUAAAUAAUUUAUCUGCGGCCAUAUUUUGGCCGCAGAUAAAUUGUUUGAGACCCAGCGUAAUUUUCCCACCUUAACUACUCCGAUUUUCCGGUUGUAGGAAAAAUUACACUGGGUCUCCUGGCUAUCUGAUAGACAGCUUUUUGUAAA